AUGAACAUUCCGCAGGACAAGUGCUGGCGUCUUUUCUGUGCCAACAAGUACUAUUAUCUGCUUGCGAGCACCUACGGAAGUGAGCAACACUUCCAUUAUCGCUCAGAAAAGUGAAUUCAGAAGUGGACACUGCAAUCAAAUUCUCCGCGUUUCUGUUCAUGAUGCUCCAUUGGAUCAUGUGGGGAUUCGUGUGCGCCUACGCGUAUAUCAUCUCCGUCGGAUUGACGAUGGCGAUGAGAAUGGUGAGUACCGUACCCUCUAAUCAACAGUACCCCUUUUCCCUCUUUUCCAGUUCCAAAAGACCGAUUCUGAGUCGCGGCGACGUUUGAGUUGGUUCACGCUGAAAGCGCGUUGGCGGAAGUACUUCAACUGUCGAGAAGAGUCCAUCUGGCACGUCUUUCUGCUCCCAGUGUCCCGGCCGAUCGUCGUCUAUCAAGAGUACAAGGCGAUGGUCGUUUGA
Messenger RNA from Caenorhabditis sp. 36 PRJEB53466, 460 nucleotides. The record is from the annotation of a GenBank genome assembly. NCBI's taxonomy places the organism in Eukaryota, Metazoa, Nematoda, Chromadorea, Rhabditida, Rhabditidae.